AUGACUCCAGGACAGUACUCUAGCCUCCAAAAGGAGCUGUCCAGCAUUGUGUGCAAGUACACAGUUGUUGAUUCAAUGAGACCUGAUGUAGCUGAGCUUGUCAAAUCACCCGACAAUCUUGGAUUGUUCAGGGACGUAUUUGGAAACUAUAUUUCCAUGAUCAAGAUGCGUUCUCAGGCAUUUGAAGAUGGAAAAGUCACUUUGUAUGACAAGGCACUGUUGAUUCUCACCACCAACGGCAACAACCUGCACAACUUGGGGGCAAUCGAGCUUUUCCUUGAUGAAAUUCUCGGAGUGAAAACGGAUGGAAGGGCUGGAGAUGUGGAAGCAAUUCUUGAAAAGAAUAUUGCGGUCAGGUCCAUGCUCCAGCGUGCUCAAGCCACGGAUUGGAGCGACGGGAAUUUCGAUAAAAAGGUAAAACACGAAGACGUUGAAGGAAUGACGGAAAUGCCGGCAGAUAAGAAACGGAAGAGAAAGCUUGAAAGUCCCGCUGAAAAGAAAGAGUCAUCCCCGACAUUGUGGGACAGCGACAGUGCCAUCUCCAAAAUGCUCGACACACUUGAGCGGGCAAAGAAGGAAUUCCACGCAGUCGACGAAAAGGAAAGGGGUGCUAAGUACCUUGCCGCAAAAUUUCUAAGAGACACGGCAGAAAAUAUUCUUGCAUAUUUCAGGGAGAAUGGCCUCCAACGCCAUGAGCUGGUGCCUCACAUUAAGUCAGCAUACUGGCUCGGAUACAAGAAGACGCUCGCAGCAACUGGAGGAAGGGCUCGACCAUUCGAGAUGAGCUCGGAUCAGUACCGUUAUCGUGAACGACAACUGCGUGAUACCCGUCCCAACUUCGGGCGCGCUGACUGCUACCGACCCAGAGAAAGGAAUGCCUCGCCUGCUGAUAGGGCUAGGGCGCGGUAUUCCCGACGCGGAUAG
Coccidioides immitis RS is the source of this 924-nucleotide messenger RNA. RefSeq lists its product as uncharacterized. The record is from RefSeq and is a predicted model, not a curated record. The coding region runs from base 1 to 924 and encodes 307 amino acids. NCBI's taxonomy places the organism in Eukaryota, Fungi, Ascomycota, Eurotiomycetes, Onygenales, Onygenaceae. The transcript has 2 exons.